Messenger RNA from Racocetra persica, 179 nucleotides. The record is from the annotation of a GenBank genome assembly. NCBI's taxonomy places the organism in Eukaryota, Fungi, Glomeromycota, Glomeromycetes, Diversisporales, Gigasporaceae.
AUCUAUGUAUUUAUCGAAUCGACAUUUACGGUAUUGCUACCAAAAAAUGGUGGCAUGUGGUUAGGAACCACUACAGAAAGGACUACAUAUAUUGAUCUUACCGUAACUUAUUCACUUAGUGGGACUGUUACGCCGCCAGAUACAACGAUUAAUGGCCAAUCUACUGUUGGAAACUCAAC